This is a messenger RNA of Hirsutella rhossiliensis, 294 nucleotides long. RefSeq names its product DDE superfamily endonuclease domain-containing protein. The record is from RefSeq and is a predicted model, not a curated record. Lineage: Eukaryota; Fungi; Ascomycota; Sordariomycetes; Hypocreales; Ophiocordycipitaceae. Gene Ontology annotation, molecular function: nucleic acid binding. The transcript is spliced from 5 exons. Bases 1 to 294 code for a protein of 97 amino acids.
AUGUUGACGAAGGCGGUAUUAUGUCUGGCUUUGGUUUGGAUAGUCUUGUGUCCCAACUGGACCUCAUUUAUUGAAGCUAUCACCGCGGACGGCCGUGUCCUUACCCCUGGCAUUAUCUUUAAGGGCAAAGAACUUCAGAAACAGUGGUUCUUGACGGAAUUCGGCAAAAUAGCCGACUGGCAUUACAUAACGUCGCCCAACGGAUGGACGGACAACCAUAUCGCUAUUGAGUGGCUUGAGAGGAUGGACAUGGAAGUCAUGCAACGGAUGCAUGGAUGGCCACAUGCUUUUUGA